Dromaius novaehollandiae (emu) is the source of this 6091-nucleotide messenger RNA. RefSeq names its product PDZ domain containing 8 (gene PDZD8). The transcript has 5 exons. Gene Ontology annotation, molecular function: lipid binding; protein binding. Gene Ontology annotation, biological process: mitochondrial calcium ion homeostasis. NCBI's taxonomy places the organism in Eukaryota, Metazoa, Chordata, Aves, Casuariiformes, Dromaiidae. Gene Ontology annotation, cellular component: mitochondria-associated endoplasmic reticulum membrane contact site. Bases 219 to 3671 code for a protein of 1150 amino acids. The record is from RefSeq and is a predicted model, not a curated record.
CGGCGCCACCGCCGCCGCCGCGGAGAGGGCGGGAGGAGACCCGGAUGAGGCGGCGGCGGGCAGGGAGCGGCGGCCGGCACCGGAGGGGGGGCCGCAGCCAUUAACCCUCGGCCCUGGCGCAGCGCCCGCCUGCGGCCGCGGCCCCCGGGGUGGCGGCGGCGGCGGCGGCGGCGCGGUGAGGGCAGCGCGGGCACAGGUGCGCGGGCGCGGGGGCGAGGAUGCUGCUGGUCUACGUGAUCCUGCUCUCGGCGCUGGCCGGCUCCUUCAUCACGCUGCUGCUCCAGCUCCUGCUCCUCUACAGGAAGAAGCCGGAGCCGCCCGGGACGGCCCGAGCCCCCGGCGGCCUCGUCUACUCCCGCGUCGCGUCUGACUGCAGCCUCAGGGACUACCUCCAGGGCCCGGAGCCGGCGGGCGGCCCGGCGCCCUCGGAGCCGGCCCCGGCUCCGGCAGCCGCCGCGGCUGCCCCGGCGGAGCCCAGCGCCAAGCAGCAGCCGCAGGAGUCCCCUGCGGCCCCCUCGUCCCAGGAGGAGACCUGCCACUUCCUCAAUGCCAUCUUCCUCUUCCUCUUCAGGGAGCUCAGGGACACGGCCCUGGUCAGGAACUGGGUGACGAAGAAGAUCAAGGUGGAGUUCGAGGAGCUGCUCCAGACCAAGGUGACAGGGAAGAUGCUGGAGGGGCUUAGCCUCAGGGACGUCUCUCUUGGGAACGUCUUGCCUGUCUUCAAAACUGUCAAGCUCAUUCGGCCCGUGAUCUGCAAUGAAGAGGGCUGCCCCGAGGAGCUGGGCUUCGAGGUCGACCUGGAAUACAACGGUGGCUUCCACUUGGCCAUCGAUGCAGACCUGGUCUUUGGCAAGUCAGCCUAUCUCUUUGUCAAGAUCUCCCGGGUGAUGGGGAAGCUGAAGCUGGUCUUCACGCGCCUGCCCUUCACGCACUGGUCCUUUUCUUUUAUGGAUGACCCUGUGAUAGUCUUCGAAGUGAAAUCUCAGUUUGAAGGGAGGCCUAUGCCUCAGCUCACUUCCAUCAUUGUGAACCAGUUCAAGAAAGUUAUUAAGCGCAAACACACCUUACCCAAUUAUAAAAUCAGGUUCAAGCCAUUUUUUCCAUUUCAAGUACCGUCACCUGAUAACUAUGAAGAUCGAGACCUCUGUAUACAGGAUUUUCCCUUGACAGAAGGUCGACUAAAAGUCACAUUAAUUGAAUGUACGAGGUUACUUAUAUUUGGAUCCUAUGAAAGAGAAACAAAUGUUCACUGCACAAUGGAGCUGAGCAGUAAUGUUUGGGAAGAAAAAUCAAGGAGUUCAAUUAAAACGGCAGAACUAGUUAAAGGAAAUCUGCAAAGUGUUGGACUAACGCUCCGCCUUGUGCAAUCCAAAGAAGAUGAUGCAGGGCAUGUUAUUAUUGAAACAGUUACUCCGAACUCUCCUGCUGCAGCUGCUGAUCUACAGAGGGGAGAUAGACUUCUAGCAAUUGGCAGUGUUAAAAUUACGUCAACUGUCCAAGUGUUGAAGCUCAUUAGACAGGCUGGGGACAGAGUUUUAGUGUUUUAUGAAAGGCCUGUUGGGUAUAAUCAGCAUGGUUCAGCACUGCAGGAUGGAUUUGGACAAUUGGAAGACACUACUUUUUUGACACAGCCAGAAGAUGACCAAGCUAGUAUAUCAGCUGAUGUUGAAAAUAAAGAUUUUGAUUCAGAAUUCGAGGACUUAGCAUGCGAGUCACCUGAUCAAAAAGAAGAUAUGCCAACAACUCAGAGUCCCAAACGUUCAGCAGUAAUAUUUUCUACUAAACCACUUGGACCUAUAUCUCCGAUUCUGAAUCGAAAACUACUUUUAGGAAACUAUCAAACAACAUCAAAAGCACAACAAAAAGAUGGAGGUAAAGUGGCCACACCCAAAACUUCCGAGAGUUCAGAUAUGUCACAGCAAUCAGGUAAGCAGUCACAAGGAUCUAGUAAUAAGCCUCCAGUACCACCGAGACCACAAAAUAAGCCUACUUUGCCUACUAGUGAAACUCAAAAUCUGUUAGAACCUGGAGGUGUAUCUUCUGAGAAACCAGAGAGGCCACCUCCACCUACAAAUAAUGUAGAUAAAUGUACAGAGAAGGUAGUAAAGAAUAAUGAUCAAAUAGAAGACCCAGUGGUACCAAAAGUAAUAACAGUACCAAAACAAGAUGGAUUAAAAGAUGGAAUUUCAGAAAAUGCACGUAGUUGUAGAGAUAGCGGAGAUGAUCAUCAACCAUGGGAAUCGCCAGAAAUUCCUUAUCGAAUCCGGCUAGGUCGAUGGCCAAGGACAAGAGCAUCCUCCUGUAUAUUUGAAGUAGAAGGAUACCAUAAGUACCUUAAUGUAGCACUGUGGUGCAGAGACCCUUUCAAAGCAGGUGGUUUUAUCUGCUUAGGAUAUGCAAGCAUAAAACUUGAAGAAGUUGCUUUAGAUUGUAUAGCUACAUCAUCCAUGGAAUAUAUUAGAACAUUUAAAUUGGAUGCUCCUACACCUAAAGCAGCAGUCACUAGAACGGCAUUGCGGAAUUUAACAACGCAUAAGGGAUUCAAUGAAAAAUUUUGCUAUGGCGAUCUAACUUUACACUUUAAAUAUUUAAAAGAAGGAGAAUUAGAUGAUUCAAACUUUCUGCUAGAGAAAGAACAGGAAUGUCAGUUGGAAGAAGAAGGUCGUGCAGUUCAGAAAGAGGAUCCUUAUUUGGGACAAAUUAUUUUUACCGAGAACAAGCAUAACUUUCAAGAUACUCAGUUUCAGAAUCCAAUUUGGUGUGAUUAUUGCAAAAAGAAGGUUUGGACUAAGGCAGCUUCACAGUGCAUGCUCUGUGCUUAUGUUUGCCAUAAAAAAUGUCAAGAAAAAUGUCUAACUGAGACACCCUUUUGUGUAGGAGCUGAAAAGAGACUUGAUCGGACUGCGGGAGGUUGUAGAGCAGAAGGACAGGAAGCUUCACAAGCUGUAUCCUCUCGUGUUGAUGCAGAAUCUAAAUCUGUUAAUAAAACUACAGGUUUGACGAGGCAUAUCAUCAAUACAAGCACCCGUUUGUUAAAUCUUCGUCAAGUCCCCAAAGCUCGCCUUUCUGAGCAAGGAACAGACGUUGUAGAACCUUCACCAAAGCACACACCAAACACUUCUGAUAAUGAAAGUAGUGACACUGAAAUCAGUGGUCCAAAUAGUCCUUCAAAGCGUGCAUCAGGCACAGGGGUAAAGUUGGUGAGAAAGGAAGGUGGUCUAGAUGACAGUGUCUUUAUUGCAGUUAAAGAAAUUGGACGUGAUCUCUAUAGAAGUUUACCCACAGAGGAGCGAUUUCAGAAAUUGGAAUUCAUGUUGGAUAAGUUGCAGAAUGAGAUAGACCAGGAGCUGGAAAAUAAUAAUUCACUCAUUAAAGAAGAAAAAGAGACAAAUGAUGCAAGGAAAAAAGCAUUAAUUUCUACUGCACUGGCUAAAUCAGGUGAAAGACUGCAGGCCCUUACACUGCUCAUGAUCCACUACAGAGCUGGCAUUGAGGAUAUAGAAUCUUUGGAAAACACAUCAUUAGACCGGCAGUCAAGAAAAGUGACUAAAGAUUCAGAGGAAGCCAAUAUAGCAGAAGAAAUGGAUAAUGAAGAUGUCAGUCUGACAGAGGCUCCAACAUUGAACAUCAUAUCAGAAGAACCAGUUGAUCCACCUCAAUCAGUAGACUGAUACUUAUAUAUUUAGCCUUUGAAAAAACAGACUAAAAAUAAUACUUUGCACUUAAUCAUAAACACAUAAAAAUUAAAUUAAAACACUGGUAUAAUGUACAUGACCUGCUUCUCCACAGUUAUUUGCCUGUGUAAAAGUACAGAUAAUAAUGGUUUUUCUCUAGCUAUGGCACCAUCAUUUUGUUAAAACUGGCUGAUUAAAAUUGUGUUAAAACUACAUUUUUGGAUUUAUAUUGGAAGUUUAUUUUUAAUAAUUUAUUUUUAAUUUUUCAAAGUAUGUAACCUUACCAUUUUACAUUAAUCUGUGUGGUGUCAUCAGUGUAUUACUUGCCCCCUUUUUUUGAAUUCAUGCUUUCAAAAGGAAAUAGUCAGGAUUUUUGAAAUGUUUAAUUUCCAUUGUAUGAGGAAAAAGUUACAAGCUUGUUGCUUGCCUAGGCUGAUGACAGACACAGAAAUCAUUGAGGGACCAGGCUUUAAAACUUUGAUCUAAUCACAGUUGUUGUAGGUCUUCUAGAUAGUUCUGUAUCUCUUGCCAAACAUAUCAUGAAAGCAAAUAAAGUAAUUUUUAUUUUGUCUAUUAUUAAUAUCUAGUAAAGGUAUCAUUGUAUAUCAAGUCAUUGGCUUUCCAUAUUUUUGUUAAAUACAAGAACUUUGCAUAGUUUGUAAUUAACAUGAAAUAUAGUAAUGCUGUGGUAAAAAAUUACCUCCUUAGAACUUUGGGAUAUUGCAUCCUGCUUGAAUAAUACUAGGUAUUAAAGUACAUACCAGUAUCUCUUAAUUUAAUUGGGAAUAUUUUUGAGAUAAAAGUGGCUGGUUGCCUUCCAGAACAUAACUGUGUCUUUAAAUAUUGUUCUAGUAUCUGAUAACCUGAUAAAAGAAAACUACUUGCUAGGAGUUGGAGGUUUUAUUGCACUCCAUGAAACAGCAUGUGAUGACAAUUUAAGAUUUCAAACAUUUUAAUAUUUUGCCACAGAUUUUAUCAUUUCAGAGAGCUUGUGACACUUUACCCAAAAAUUUUGAGAAACAUUAUGUUUAGCUAUUUUGUAAUCAUAUAUUGAUAAACUGCAUUCAGCUUCUCAAAUGGAAGAGAUGGUCUGAGCAAGAUGACCAGCUUUUCCAGAAAAAUGUCCUAUAGUGUAUAUAACAUGUUUUUGGGGGGUCAAAAUAAGUGAGUCCAGUAGAGACAAAGAAGAAUUUCAGCCAGCAGCUUUUGGAAAGAAUCAUCUGGUCUUGUGCUAUGUGUAAAUUGUGGAUCUUAGCAUCAUGUGGCUAUGGCCAUUGUUCUUAUUUAUUUCCUAUAAACAUGUCUUUUUCAUCUUCUGUGUAUAGAAAUGAGGUAUACAAUAUCAUCUUUAUUUUAGGUACUGUUAGAUACUGAUAUCAUUAUCACUGGUAUCACUGAUUGUAGAAAAAAUGCCUUUGUGGAAAAGGAGUUGAAUCUAAGAUGGUAAAAUAGUUUCUUUAAAUUGUGAGGCAGCCUGUAAUGUACUUUUCCACAAAAUUUGCUUCUCAAUUUAUUUUGUGAUAGGCAAAAAAAGAAGCAAUGGUUUCACAGAUGGAGAAACAUACUUGUACUUCUAAGCAAAACAUUACUUCCACUCAUGCAACUACUUGCACUUUUUUGUGAGUUCUGGGCAGUUGAUAAUUAUUUAGUUAAUGUAUGGAAAACACUGUCCAUGCUAAAAUAGGUGUGUCACACUUCUGAAAUUAUGCUUCAGCAAAUAAUCACACAAAACUAGCUUCCCUUAUUGACAAAAAGUUAUAUAACCUAUACUUGCUUGAGAUGCAUAAUAAGACUCUCCCACUUCAUUUUCUCAGUGGCUUACCAUUGGUGGUGAUCUGCAUUAAAUCUCCAUCAGUGUUUGCUCUUACGGACUACUAUAGAAGUUUUCAAAUAUAUCCAAGUACUUCAUUUAAACCCUGGUACACAUGAAGGAGCUGCAAAAACAAUGCAAAUAAUGAUUUCACAAAAAUGCAUUCAAUGUUUUAAAUUUACUUGUGUAAUACAGUGGGUAUGAAAAGCUGGAUAUAGUUUUCCUCCUAUAGUAUUGCUAAUGAUGAUUGUAAGAGAUAAAUGUAGUGCAAUAUUUUUAAGUAUACUGAAUGGGGAAAGGGUGCAAGAUAGUUGUAUUUUAGUGAUAAGAAGGAAAAUGGAAAAUUCCUAUUUGGCAUUAAUUACAAUAAAUAGUAAAUCUUGAGGGGAAAAUUGUAAUACUGCGUUCCUGAUGUAAUCUUUGCUUCAUGCUUGACUGUAAAUAGCUGAAAAUAAAGAAUACCACAGAAAAUAAAUAUCUUGACUUAGUGAUAUCUGAAUAGGUGGCAGCUACACACAUUUACAGAAACUCUGCCUAAUAUGAUUUUGUUGGCUAUUAUUUUAUCAUGAAAACAAGCUUUAAUAAAAUAGUUUUGCUAAAUUAUAAA